Molecule: messenger RNA, 440 nt
Organism: Corythoichthys intestinalis (scribbled pipefish)
Lineage: Eukaryota; Metazoa; Chordata; Actinopteri; Syngnathiformes; Syngnathidae
Gene: rpl37a
Product: ribosomal protein L37a
Exons: 4
Coding region: 64-342 (92 amino acids)
Biological process (GO): translation
Cellular component (GO): ribosome
Molecular function (GO): structural constituent of ribosome
Source: RefSeq, a predicted model, not a curated record
AGUUAGUUAGUCGCCCAUGCGCAAUAGAGACUUCCUCUUUGGAACUACGUCUCGUCUGAAGCGAUGGCGAAGCGCACCAAGAAGGUGGGGAUCGUGGGUAAAUAUGGCACGCGUUAUGGCGCAUCGCUGAGGAAGAUGGUGAAGAAAAUUGAGAUCUCCCAGCACGCGAAAUACACCUGCUCAUUCUGUGGCAAGACCAAAAUGAAGAGGAGGGCUGUGGGUAUCUGGCACUGCGGAUCCUGCAUGAAAACCGUGGCCGGUGGCGCCUGGACUUACAACACAACUUCUGCCGUGACCGUAAAGUCUGCGAUCAGGAGGCUGAAGGAGUUGAAGGACCAGUAAACUAGUGAGAUGAUCACUGGAUGAUUUGGGACUUUUUCAUAAAUGAACCAACCUGGACUUUGCCUCAACAUCAAACAAUAAAGCUGUCUGGAGUGGAA